AUGGCUUCUAUUACUACAUUGGUUGAGGAAACGCCAUUUGCGCAUGUGGUUGACAGUAACUUUGCAGAUAGAGUUUGCGCCUAUUGUAUGAUACCGGUAUGGGAAAGAGUUAAUGUGACACAGUUGAGUCGUUGUGCUCGUUGUAAGUUCACCCAUUACUGUAAUAUGAAGUGUCAAAAGAAAGAUUGGCGUAUUCAUAAGGUAGAAUGCUCAUAUUUGUCACGUGUAGCGCCACGCGUUCCGGAAGCAUUAUCUCGAUUAUUAGGUCGGAUAAUCACGACAUUACGACACUGUGGUGAUAAAAAUCCUGCUUUUAAUGGACGUAUUUUUUCUUCCUUAGAAAGUCAUAUUCUUGAUAUCGAAAGAAAUGAGGAAAAGAGGAAUGGAUUUAUGUCUAUUGCAUAUGUCAUAAAAGAUUAUCUUCCAUCAGACGAGAUGCCUUCCAGCACCGAAAUAUUCAAUAUUUUUUGUAGAAUUAUAAUCAAUACAAUGGUAAUCACCGACUCAUGUUUAACUAGGACUGGUAUUGGAGUUUAUCUAGGACUUUCAGCUUUGGAUCAUAGUUGUAAACCAGAUGCAUUCGUCAUUUUCAGUGGUACGAAAGCAAUUUUAAGAUCGUUGAAUAAAAAUAUAAAAGAAUACAACAAUAACCUACGCAUUCCGUACUGUGAUCUGUUAGAGCUUACAUCUACACGAUGUAAGUACCUGCAACUGCAGCACAAUUUUAUAUGUAAUUGUGAAAUUUGUCAAAACGUUGAAUUGGAUCGACAAAAAUACUCUCUACGAUGUUCCGAAUGCACAGAUGGUUUUUGCCCAUAUAGUCCUGAUGAUGAACAGGCAGAAACGCGGUGUAAAGUUUGUGGCGAAAUAUCAGUUUUCAAUUUUGAUCAUUUGCAAAAAUUGUAUCAACAGCUGACAAUUGAUGGAUCAACAGAAAAGGACUUAAAUGAGCUAAUAGAUUUAUAUCACAAAUCUGAAGAAGUUUUCUCACCAUACAACGUCCUUCUUUGCAAAUUUGCGGAAAAGAUUAUGAUCUCAGCAAUGAAACAUCAUAAAUACGAUGAAGCAGCUAAGUAUGCCGAGAAAACCCUCAUUUGCUACAGGACAUUUUAUCCAAAAGGUCUUCCUCCACUUCCUGCGCGCAUGCUUGAAUAUGCAAAGUUGUUGAUGUUGCAACAAGAUGAGGCAGCUUUUCCCAUACUACGAGAGGCUUUGAAGAUGAUACGCGAAAGUUAUGGUUCUGAAAGUAAUUUUGCACUUACUACUGCCAAAUUGCUGGAUGACUUAAGAAAAAAUUUGUCUGUUACUUCGUUGUAA
Molecule: messenger RNA, 1317 nt
Organism: Brugia malayi
Lineage: Eukaryota; Metazoa; Nematoda; Chromadorea; Rhabditida; Onchocercidae
Gene: Bma-set-14
Product: MYND finger family protein
Exons: 11
Coding region: 1-1317 (438 amino acids)
Cellular component (GO): nucleus
Molecular function (GO): protein binding
Source: RefSeq, a predicted model, not a curated record